This is a messenger RNA of Helianthus annuus (common sunflower), 2538 nucleotides long. Its product is annotated as hydroxyproline O-galactosyltransferase GALT6. Gene Ontology annotation, cellular component: Golgi membrane. The coding region runs from base 281 to 2269 and encodes 662 amino acids. The record is from RefSeq and is a predicted model, not a curated record. Gene Ontology annotation, molecular function: carbohydrate binding; galactosyltransferase activity. The transcript has 6 exons. Lineage: Eukaryota; Viridiplantae; Streptophyta; Magnoliopsida; Asterales; Asteraceae.
GAAUCCAUGAAGAGAAUCAAUUGAUUUUAAGUUUGUGAAUUUUGUGACCGACCUGUUCACCCUUUCCACACCAUUUCCCACUCUCUCUCUCUCUCUAGAACUCACCCAUCAAACCCCUCAUCUCCUGUCUUCAAUCCUCCCUACAGCCAUUCUUCAUCUUCAAUCACUACACCAUAAACCUUCAUAUUCCCAAAAUCACCCUCAAUUCUAACCUGGGUUCGAAUCUUUUUACAUGAUCUCAACCCCACCGUUAGGGUUUUCUAACUCAUUUUCUUGAACAAUGAAACGAAGUAAACUAGACUUAUUCAUGUCAUUAAAGCACAAAAGAUCCAUUCAGUUUCUGAUCUUUGUUGGGUUUUUGUAUCUCAUCAUGGUGGGUUUAGAAGCUCCAUUUGUAUCCAAGAUUGCCACCCAAGAAGAUGAUGAAUCCAGUAGCUUCUUUACAGACAAAUUCUCCACAAAUUAUGCUUUAGAAAGUGAACAAGAAUUGCAAGAAAAAGAAGCCCCAAUUCGCCCUCUAAACGUCCCGCAAAUCGUUGCUAAAACCCCCUUGAAUUCGAUCCGUUUUGGCCGAAAGUUUGAAGCUUUAUCGACUUUGAGUUUCGAUUCCAGUAGUUUGAAUAGGGGGAUUGAGAAGUCAGCAAAGGAAGCAUUUUUGUUAGGGAAGAAGUUUUGGGAGGAAAUUGAAUCUGGGAAAGUUAAAUUAGUGUCCGAAAACCGGAUAUCGAAUGGGAACGGGAGCAGGGAGAAUUGCCCGAAUUCGAUAACGUUAACCGGGUCGGUUUUUAGGGAAAAAGGAAGCAUUAUUGUGCUUCCUUGUGGGAUGACAUUGGGAUCACAUAUCACACUUGUGGGGAGGCCUAGAGAGGCUCAUCCCGAGCAAGACCCGAAGAUUUCGUUGUUGAAAUCGGGGCAGUAUUUGAUGGUUUCGCAGUUUAUGAUGGAGUUGCAGGGUUUAAAGACUGUUGAUGGGGAAGACCCACCGAGGAUUUUGCAUUUUAAUCCGAGGUUGAAGGGGGAUUGGAGCGGAAAGCCGGUGAUCGAACAGAAUACGUGUUAUAGGAUGCAGUGGGGAUCGGCUCAUCGGUGUGAAGGAUGGAAGUCUCGAGCUGAUGAAGAAACCGUUGAUGAUCAGGUGAAAUGUGAAAAAUGGAUACGCGAUGAUGAUAACCAUUCCGAGGAGACAAAAUCGAGCUGGUGGUUGAAUCGACUCAUCGGUCGAACCAAGAAGGUGACUUUCGACUGGCCGUACCCUUUCGCAGAAGGGAAGCUGUUCGUCUUGACUCUUAAUGCAGGAUUGGAAGGUUAUCAUGUUCACGUUGAUGGAAGACAUAUUACUUCGUUUCCUUAUCGAACCGGUUUUGCGUUGGAGGAUGCGACGGGACUGGCGGUAAACGGAGACAUUGACGUGAAUGCUGUAUUUGCAGCUUCGUUACCCUCGACACAUCCUAGUUUUGCUCCUCAACGACACCUGGAAAUGUCAAAGAAGUGGCAGGCUCCGCCGCUUCCAGACGGGCCGGUUGAUAUGUUUGUUGGUGUUCUUUCGGCUGGAAAUCAUUUUGCUGAACGGAUGGCUGUCAGGAAGUCUUGGAUGCAGCAUAAACUUGUUAAAUCUUCACGCGUUGUUGCUCGUUUCUUUGUUGCAUUGCACGCAAGAAAGGAAGUGAACAUCGAGUUAAAGAAAGAAUCGGACUUCUUCGGCGACAUUGUGAUUGUGCCUUACAUGGAUAAUUAUGAUCUUGUUGUAUUAAAAACCGUUGCAAUAUGUGAAUACGGGGUUCGUACGGCCGCUGCUAAAUACAUCAUGAAGUGCGAUGAUGACACAUUUGUGAGAGUUGAUGCUGUUCUUAAUGAAGCAAAGAAAAUAGGUGAUGGCAAGAGCUUGUAUGUCGGGAAUAUCAAUUAUUAUCAUAAACCGUUGCGUCAUGGUAAAUGGUCUGUAACAUAUGAGGAAUGGCCUGAAGAAGAUUAUCCGCCAUACGCAAACGGUCCGGGCUACGUAUUAUCAUCAGAUGUUGCGGACUUCAUCGCAACAGAAUUCGAGAAACGUCGGUUGAAGCUAUUCAAAAUGGAAGAUGUGAGUAUGGGAAUGUGGGUAGAACAGUUUAACGCCACAAAGGCAGUGGAAUACGUACACAGUUUGAAAUUUUGCCAAUUUGGUUGCAUAGAAGAUUACUAUACGGCGCACUAUCAAUCUCCGAGGCAAAUGCUAUGCAUGUGGAACAAGUUGCAACUUCACGGCCGCCCUCAAUGCUGCAACAUGAGAUGACACCCGCUCUUUUUUUCAUGAUGAUGACGAAAGUGUGGGCCGAUCAAGAAAGGUCCGUUUAGGAUUCUUUGAUUCUUUUGUUUCUGAUCCCCCCCUUCUUUCUUAGAUGGGUGUUAAGUUUUGGUACAGCAGAAUCUCGGGUUGUUGUAAUUUAAUGUAGAAGUUUAACGAGAUGGAUAGAGUUUGUUGGAUUUUAAUCUAAAAGGUUACAUCUUUGAUCAUCUUUUGUAUGUGUUAUAUAGGUUUGGUUUGGUUCGGUUCGGUUCAAA